AUGUUCUUCUUCUUUGUGUGCGGUGAGCACACCUUCCGCAAGGAAGUUUCAGGCUACGAGGGCAUGGUAUGCCAAUGUCACCACUGUGGUAACAUGGCAGCUCAUGUCCAGAAGAGCAACCCUUGGUUCACAUUCUGUUGGAUUCCUUUGAUUCCUUUGUCUAUCUCCGGUUACACCGAUGUCGCAUGCCGAAUCUGCAACUUCCACCAGCCUCUCGAGAACCGUCCAGACGUCAAGGCCAUGGCAAAUGGUGGAGCACCGCCUCAACAGCAUUACGGCCCUCCUCAGGGUGCACCUCAAGGACAGCAACCUAUGCGCUACGGUUAA
Molecule: messenger RNA, 327 nt
Organism: Fusarium sp. VM40
Lineage: Eukaryota; Fungi; Ascomycota; Sordariomycetes; Hypocreales; Nectriaceae
Source: the annotation of a GenBank genome assembly